Messenger RNA from Phaeodactylum tricornutum CCAP 1055/1, 2518 nucleotides. RefSeq lists its product with no specific name. The record is from RefSeq and is a predicted model, not a curated record. Bases 83 to 2518 code for a protein of 811 amino acids. NCBI's taxonomy places the organism in Eukaryota, Bacillariophyta, Bacillariophyceae, Surirellales, Neidiaceae. The transcript has 2 exons.
GUGAUGCAAAUAACCACGAGUUACACAAUACAACGCAAAGCUACGGGGUGGAUUCUAUUUUCGCAUUUCUCACGAAAGCAGCAUGUCGGGUGGACCAGCUAGACAAAGAAACCCCUGUGAACGCUAUUUGAAAUGGCCCCCGACAAGGAUUCGUCAUGCAGUCCUACUUAGUGCAUUACUUGGACAAUCAGCAGAUACAAAGGGACGGGCCUUCUCAUUCAAAGCCUCUAACUCCUUUGCCCCGCGAAGUAUUACGAACACGAAAGGUGAUUCUAUGAUAGAACAUCUAGCCCAACAUGUAGAAUUUCGAUCUAGUAUCGAUCAAACAAUACAAGAACUACAACGGCAUAUUCCGGUAGUAGUAUCGAGACCACUUGAAACUCAUGUUGCGCAACGUACAUACACAACUGACACAAAAUUGGUCGUCAGUAGUGAGGAACUGGGUGACAUUGAGCUUGUGUCGUCACUUGAAGAGUUGGUGACUCUGACGAACACAAUUGUGAUGGCAGUACAGGUUUCAGCUCGGGCUUCCAACUUCCUCUCCUUGCUUGGUGUAAACGCCAGCUCAACGGCCAGAGCGACAGCCAAUGUAAAGUCCAGAGUAGCGCUUGAUCCCUCUUUGAAGAGUCUUCAAGUAAAAUGGAAAACCGAGCUUUUUCCUUUGGUUGGCCAAGCGAUGAGUACUCCUGGUAACAAAAACAAAUCUAGAUGCUCUUCCUCGGCUAUGUCAACCCUCGAAGGCCUCUCGGAACUUAUCUUGGAUCAAGAAUCGGGGAAAAUUGAUACUCAUCGCUUGCUGCGCGUACAAUGGAACGGACAAGACCAGGAUGCAACAACAAUUGGACAAACAUUAUCUCUACUCCGACAAACAAUACAGAAUUUUCAAAAAUCUCCUUUUGGUCAGACUUUUGGAAGCGGAACACUGAACCUGUUCAAUCAGAUUCGCGACGGAUAUCUCUAUGAGUCCACAGAGCAACUGCCCACGGAAUCCAACGCAAGUUCCACCGCACCUCUGUUUGUACUAUUGACGCCCGCAACGAAUCGUACCAAGGGGUUCACAUGGGUACCAGUCCAAGACUAUAAUUUCUCUCGGCAUAGCACUGGAGAAAGCUCGUCAUCGCCAGAAAAUGUAUUUCAGUCAACGUCGAUGCCGUUGCCUGGAACGGACACCUGGACGCAAUACGCGGCUUCGUUUCAAGCCAUUAGGCGGUUCGUGUCAGAAACCAUUCCAAAUUUAUCCCAACAAGCAAAUGUGGAAUUGAUUCGGUCUCUUUUUUUACCAACCGCUCGCUUUUAUACGGUCGAUGAAAGUCUCCUGUUGGAAGGGUCUUACCGGAUUGCCAAUUUUUACCAAUCGCUAGCAGCGGUACGAAGCCGCACAUUCGGAAGCUGGAACUUGGACCAUGUAGAGCUCAUUUACACUGAUGGCGAUAAUUUCGGAUAUUCCGUAAGCAACAGCAGCAGAACACAAGUUCGAAUUUAUUACACAACGACGACUGGCUUUCCGGGGACGACAUCCGCUAUCACAGCUAGUGGUUGCGACCGAUACGUCUUGAUUCCUGACAUGGAUGGAUCGUUAGAAACAGGGGCAAUUAGUGCGAAUUGGAAAAUCGGAGAAGUGCAUCAAGAAAAGGUAUCGAUCGCGGGGAAUGAUAGUCCACUAGAGGCUUUGUGGGCUAUGAGAAGCAUUGCCACUGCUGUCGAAACUGGACGGUUUCGCAAUAAUGAAGACGCUCUCUGGAAGACGCUGCUUCAGCGGCUUAACAAUGGCAUCAUUGCCUCAUCUGUACCGUUGGAAGCUAACAGCUAUGAAUAUAAGAAGGUAUUGCCAGAUGCUCAAUCGCCUUUGGUGAGAUCUGAUCAAACAGCCUCCAUGGUCUAUCGUAUCAUGACUAAUCUGCAUCUUGAGAUGAUUUCGCUGGUCAACGACACAGAUAUGGCUGCUACAUUGAACCCCAAUUUGUGUCCACCCGCUGCUGAGUAUAUGACUGAUAAUGUUAAGCUCCUCGGGUAUAUUGGUGAGGUCUUGCUGUCCGGACGACGGAUGUAUACCAACAGUGUGGUCUUUUUCAUGAGGUCGCUCAAGUCUGCUAUUCAUUCCGGACGUUUGUUGGUUGCGAAAGAACCGGACGUACACGUAGAGCUGAAGGCCACGGGCGACGUUCGAUUAGACUUUACACUACAUAUGACUUUUUUGCCGUUGGCUGGGUUGCCUGGUUUAAAUCGCAUCGCGGGGACGGACAAGGCGAACGGUCUUGGCGCUUCUGUGCCGCUUACCGUGAAAGUUGUGUCAGACUAUUUGCUCGACCAUCAUACUGGUAGAAUCAUGCAGCACCGGCUGGUGGAGUCACGCAUCAACGGACAGUUGACACCGGGUGACAUUAUUUCUCGUUGGAUUCAGCGGCAGCGUGGCGAAGAGCUGGCUAGUCCUGAUGAAACAGUUUGGUUACAGGACUUGAUGGACACGGUAAGAUGGUUAGAAACAAUGAACGGGAGUACAAAGAAGAGCAAGAAGUAG